Molecule: messenger RNA, 441 nt
Organism: Geodia barretti
Lineage: Eukaryota; Metazoa; Porifera; Demospongiae; Tetractinellida; Geodiidae
Source: the annotation of a GenBank genome assembly
AUGGCGCAGGCCGACACAAUCGAGGAAUUGGCCCGUCGACUCGACAUCGACCCCGAUGGUCUCACUGCGGAAAUCAAGGAAUACAACGCCGCGGUGCAGACCGACGUACCGUACAACCCGACAGUGAAGGACGGGCGCGGCACGGUCGGUCUCAGUCCCAACAAGACCAACUGGGCGCAGACCAUCGACACGCCGCCCUACCUCGGCUACGCCGUCACCUGCGGCAUUUCGUUUACCUUCGGUGGUGUCCGCAUCGACAACAGGGGCCGGGUGCUGGACACCAGCCUCGAACCGUUGCCGGGCCUCUAUGCGGCGGGCGAGAUGGUCGGCGGGCUGUUCUAUCACAACUACCCCGGCGGCUCCGGUCUCAGCGCGGGCAUGGUCUUCGGCCGCCUCGCCGGCAACAGCGCCGCUCGGGACGCCGCCGCCCUGCGCGACUAG